Messenger RNA from Penicillium brevicompactum, 999 nucleotides. RefSeq names its product Rab geranylgeranyltransferase subunit beta BET2. Gene Ontology annotation, cellular component: Rab-protein geranylgeranyltransferase complex. Bases 1 to 999 code for a protein of 332 amino acids. Gene Ontology annotation, molecular function: Rab geranylgeranyltransferase activity. The record is from RefSeq and is a predicted model, not a curated record. NCBI's taxonomy places the organism in Eukaryota, Fungi, Ascomycota, Eurotiomycetes, Eurotiales, Aspergillaceae. Gene Ontology annotation, biological process: protein geranylgeranylation. The transcript has 5 exons.
AUGGCACUAGUAUCCGGUCCUGGUAGAGCCGGGGGCCCCGCAGAUACGGAACUGCAUACUUCGAAGCAUGUGACUUACGUCAAAAACUUGGACACAAGGAAAGAUGAAUUAGAAUACUGGCUGACCGAACACCUACGUCUGAAUGGUGUCUACUGGGGAUUGACUGCCCUGCACAUCCUGGGUCACCCAGAUGCCCUGCCACGAGAAGAGACUAUCGACUUUGUACUCUCCUGUCAGAGCGAUAAUGGAGGCUUCGGUGCUGCCCCAGGCCAUGAUGCCCACAUGCUGUACACCGUCUCGGCAGUUCAAAUUCUGGUCACCAUCGAUGCUGUCGACGAACUCGAGAAGCAAGACCGGGGUGGCAAGGAGAAAGUUGGGUCUUUUAUUGCAAACCUGCAGAACACAGAUGGCUCUUUCAUGGGAGACCAGUGGGGUGAAACAGAUACCCGAUUCUUAUACGGUGCCCUCAAUGCGCUCUCUUUGCUGAACUUGAUGCACUUGGUCGAUGUACCCAAGGCUGUUGCUCACGUCCAAAGCUGCGAGAACCUCGAUGGCGCCUAUGGUAUUCGUCCUGGCACCGAGUCCCAUGCAGGCCAAGUCUUCACCUGUAUCGGUGCAUUGGCUAUUGCUGGUCGUAUGGACCUUGUGAACAAGGACCGCCUUGGAGCCUGGCUCAGUGAACGUCAAAUAGAAAGCGGUGGCUUCAACGGUCGACCAGAGAAGCUUGCUGAUGCAUGCUACACCUGGUGGGUAGGCUCCAGCCUUGCUAUGAUCGAUCGCCUCCACUGGAUCGAUGGCAAGAAGCUCUCUGAAUUUGUACUGCAAUGCCAGGAUUCUGAAGCUGGUGGCUUUGCUGACCGCCCCGGGAAUAUGGUUGAUGUUUAUCAUACCCACUUCAGUCUUGCAGGGCUGAGUCUACUCCAUUACGAGGGGCUUGCUGAAAUAGACCCUAUUUAUUGUAUGCCCAAGUCAGUCACCACCAAGUGUCUUGCAAGAUAA